AUGGGAGAUGAGAACGACGCUGUGGCCGACGAGGGCGACUGGUACGCCGCCCUCGUCGCCGGUGAGCACGUCGGUGACUGGCUCGACACCGUCAGGAACGCCAAGAUUCCACCCGGGCGCAGGACCCGAGCCGCACGGCAGCUCGCCGAGAAGGUGGCCGCCGACCGAACGUACGCCGACGAGGCGAGGGAGGGGGACGCCGCGGACGUGUGCGAAGCCGCCGCGCGCGACAUUCCCGAGGGUGACGAUGAUGAGCGUCUCGUGGCGAUGCGCGAGGCGUUCGAGUCGUGCGCCGCCGCGUGUCGCGCGGCGGCGCAGGACGGGGGCGCGCGCGAGCGCUCAUUCUCGUUCGAGGGUGGGCGCGAGGUGGUCGUCAGGGAGAUCGCCCUGGGCGUCGGCGUGGGCGCGAAGGUGUGGCGGGCGGCGAUCAUGCUCGGCGACGAGCUCGCCGCCAACCCGGGAUGGUGCGAGGGGAAGAGGUGCCUGGAGAUCGGCGCGGGCGUCGGCCUCUGCGGGCUGCUCGCGUCCAAGUUGGGCGCGGCGUCGGUGACGCUCACGGACUUUGAGCGCCCGCUGCUGGACUCCCUCGUGCUCGCCGUCGAUCGAAACCGCGAGCUCGACGCACGCGACGCGGUGGGCACGACGACGACGGCGCUCACCCUCGUGCGAAGGCUGGACUGGAUCGAGGAGUGCGAGCGUCCACACGCGACGGGAGGAGACGCGGAUGACCCGAAAAAGCCAACCGACUUCGCGUCGGGGGAAAACGGAUGGAAGGAGAUGGACCACAACUCGACGUUCGACUUCGUGUUCGGAUCGGACCUGCUGUACGAGGAGGUGCACGCGCUGACGCUCCCGGGGGUGAUCAAGAGGCGCGUGGCGUCGCCGAGCGGGAGAUGUCGAAUCGUCGGCGCGGUGAGAAACCGAGCCAUGCUGGACGCGCUCGUCGAGAACAUGCGCAAAGAGGGGCUCGCGGUGGUCGAGACGCACCUGCGAGAUAACGACACGAACGCGGCGGACUGGUACGAGGACGGGUACUGCGCCCUGGAGGUGACGCACGACGUGGAAUAG
This is a messenger RNA of Micromonas commoda, 1068 nucleotides long. RefSeq lists its product with no specific name. The transcript has a single exon. The record is from RefSeq and is a predicted model, not a curated record. NCBI's taxonomy places the organism in Eukaryota, Viridiplantae, Chlorophyta, Mamiellophyceae, Mamiellales, Mamiellaceae. The coding region runs from base 1 to 1068 and encodes 355 amino acids.